This is a messenger RNA of Symbiodinium sp. CCMP2456, 514 nucleotides long. NCBI's taxonomy places the organism in Eukaryota, Dinophyceae, Suessiales, Symbiodiniaceae. The record is from the annotation of a GenBank genome assembly.
AUGAUGGCCGCCAUGGGUUACAUCACACCUGAGAUCACCGGCAAGCUGCCCGGAUUUUUGUCCCCAUCCGCCGGCUUGAAGUUCGCAGACAUCCCGAACGGCCUUGCCGCUGUCUCGAAGGUGCUGACGUCCAGUGACCCUGCUGAGAAGACGAAAAAACUGUCAGCCGAGCUGGCAAACGGACGCCUCGCCAUGAUGGCUAUCAUUGGCAUGUUCUUCCAGGCAUCAAGCCUGUCAGUAGAUGGCAGCGUCGAGAACUUCAAGCGCCGCCGUGCCACCGAGAUUAAGCACGGAAGAAUUGCCAUGCUGGCGACCAUGGGUUACAUCACGCCCGAGAUCACCGGAAAAUUCCCGGGAUACUUGAGCCCAAGCGCAGGCCUCAAAUUCGCAGACAUCCCGAAUGGCCUGGCUGCAAUCUCCAAGGUGCCUCAGGCAGGUUGGGGUCAGAUCCUAUUGUACAUGGCCUACUGCGAGGUGUCGCAGACGCAGGAGCCGGGCACCGCAGCCUAUGCAG